AAAUUAAACGGAAAUGUAGUAAAGCGUCAUCUUUCUCGGACAUCGGUCUCAAAGUCCACUAGCGGCUAGUAAUAGAUACCUGUUGUAGUAGGUAGUUAAGCGAUUAUUUGUACUGUUGUUGAUUCACUACCAACUAUGUUAUUCACAGUCAACCGCCAAAAGCACCUCCCAAGCUUCAAUCAGCUGCUUCCUGGUUUUUAGACACUUUUACGCCGAGUUUCCUGUCUAAUGACACUUACAGACUCUGAAUCUGUUGCGAUUAACACCAUACUCCAAGAUGCUACUAUGGAACUACGUUUGCUUCACCGUAUGUUUAGUACGCGAAUGGAGAGUGGUAAUUUAAUACAGGAAAAACAGUUUCAGAAAUAUGCUGAGAAAUGACUUUGCUGACUUCUAUUAAUAAUUUCAGAAAACGGCGGAUCCGCAGUAAUGAGACAAUUGCGAAAACCUGAUAGAAGCCAGGCCUCUCAAGAAGAGAUCUUAGAGAAUUCUUUCAACUCCACUGAAUACAACAUUAUGCUAUGCACAAAGCUGAACGACGCUAUUGAAUUACUUGAUAAUCUAACUGGUGAGAUAUCUCGUCGCGGCACUUUCGAAACGCUUGAUGAAAUAGUCUCUAAGAAAGAGGAGAUUUACAGGGAAAUAAAACAACUAUAUCAAAAGGAAACAGAAUUACGUGAAAAAUUGAAAGCAUUGAGGCUCAACAUUAAAUACAAGGAAACGGAGGGGCUACACCUCAUCAGCCAGGGUAAACAAACGAUUGCGCAUUUGAAGGGCCAAGUUCAGGAGAUGAAGGCAAAAACUAUUAUGGAGGAGAAGUUUGCGACCCAUUACUCAACAGCAAAAUUAGAACAGAUGAAGCAUCAAUGUGAAACAGAACAAAAUGGGAUAAAAAGCAAAAUAAUGAGGGUACUCUUGAUGCAAGAACGUGAGGAUCGGGUGGCGGAAGAGACCCGGUCAUACAUGCAUGACAGAGUGGACGAACUUCGUCAGAGAGAAGAGUUCUGGCAAAACAAUUCCGAUCAAAAUAUCCAGGAACUCAGAUACAGACUUGAAAUAUUGAAGACCAGCAAGGCCAGAGAUUUAGCCCAAAUGUGUGAAUUGAAAACUCAGUACCAGGAUCACGAAUCCGUCGUAUUGAAUGAUCGGAUCGCAAAAGAAAAGGCCAGGCAAGCGAUGGAGAAAAAGGAGAUGGAGGAUCAGGCAUCGCUUAAAAUACAAAAUUGGUGGCGAUGCGUACUGGUGAGACGCCAUCUACAACCUCGGAAAAAGAAAAAGUCGAGGAAAACAAAGAAGGCCAGAAGUGACAAGAUAAGAAAGAAAUGAAAGGAUUCGAAUGUUCAGUCUGAGUUGUGGCGCGCAUACAUGGUUAUAUGUGUCCAAUAUCCAUGUAUUAUGAUCAUGAUAUUUUCCCACAAAUAAAGAAUGUAUGCUUCUCG
Dicrocoelium dendriticum is the source of this 1439-nucleotide messenger RNA. NCBI's taxonomy places the organism in Eukaryota, Metazoa, Platyhelminthes, Trematoda, Plagiorchiida, Dicrocoeliidae. The record is from the annotation of a GenBank genome assembly.